AAUCAAACGAAGAAGAAGAAGAAGAAGAAGAAGAAGGUAGCAGGUAGCAGGUAGCAGGUAGCAGGUGCCUGCUUGUUAUCUGCUCUCGGACGAAAUUACAGCCAGGAUGGCACAGUGGGGUGCCAUAUUCUCCAUAAUUGCUGCUCUCGGAGGAGCAGCGCUCUUAGCCUCAGUACACAAGAUCGACGAGGGACACACUGGAGUUUACUACAGGGGAGGGGCUCUCCUGACGACCACCAGCAGCCCCGGUUUCCAUCUUAUGCUUCCAUUCAUCACCACCUACAAGUCUGUUCAGACGACGCUGCAGACUGAUGAGGUUAAGAAUGUACCAUGCGGCACAAGCGGAGGAGUGAUGAUUUACUUUGAUCGCAUAGAAGUGGUGAAUUACCUUGUGCCAUCAGCAGUGUACGACAUAGUGAGGAACUUCACAGCAGACUACGACAAAGCUUUGAUAUUCAACAAGGUUCACCAUGAACUCAACCAGUUCUGCAGUGUCCACUCGCUGCAGGAGGUUUACAUCGGAUUGUUUGACCAAAUCGAUGAAAACCUGAAGUUGACAUUACAAGAAGAUCUGACAUCCAUGGCACCCGGACUUAUCAUACAGGCAGUGCGUGUCACUAAACCCAAUAUCCCAGAGAGCAUUCGCAGGAACUACGAGCUCAUGGAGAGCGAGAAGACAAAGCUGCUGAUCUCUCAACAGACACAAAAGGUUGUGGAGAAGGAGGCAGAGACAGAAAGGAUCAAAGCUGUGAUAGAGGCUGAGAAAGUGGCACAAGUGGCUGAGAUCAAGUAUGGACAGAAAGUCAUGGAGAAGGAAACGGAGAAAAAGAUCUCUCAAAUUGAAGACGGUGCUUUCCUGGCCCGGGAGAGAGCCAGGGCAGAUGCAGAGUUCUAUACAGCACAGCGAGCUGCAGAGGCCAAUAAGCUGAAGUUAACACCAGAGUACCUGCAGCUAAUGAAGUACAAGGCCAUUGCAGCCAACAGCAAAAUCUACUUUGGGAACGACAUACCGCAAAUGUUUGUGGACUCUGGCUCCGCAGGGAGCUCUAUUAAGGCCUCUGCAGCCAUGGACAUUGUUGGUGAGCAGUUCUUUGACCUGGAUUAGCAAGGAAAGUAGUGGAACCCACAGGAACACCCAGGGGUGGCAGGACUAUCUGCUGGAGGGCAGGAGCCUGGUCCACAGACUGCCUGGCAGGUUCUCCCUCUGGCCCAGAGAAGCUCUGCUGACCAGGGCCCGUAUUUCUCAAGCAUCCCUGAGUCACUGCUAGACAUCACAUUGAAAGUUUGACUGUAAAAUUCUCCUACCUCACAGCAGAGGACUUGCACUACUUAUGGGGAGAGAUUGUCUAGACUUGGUAAAUUAGUAAGAAGAAACACUAGGUAGAAAUAGAAUCCCCUGUAGGUGUGUAAUAAGCUGCUUUAACGGUGAAUUAACAGUCAAUUAGCCAAAACACUUAUUUAAGGAAUUAUCCCUGCUGCUGUGCAUCAAGUGCAUCCAUUUCACCACAACACCAAGGAUCACAAAGCCAUUACUACUUAUGUAUUCAUACUGUCCAUUUGCGUGCAUGUGUCCUCAUCGAGCAUUUGAAGCAGUGAUAUUUGCUACCUGUUGAUACUGAAGAAGAAAAGAAAAAAAGUUCUCGAAUCGUUGCUAAUCGGAAUGGGCCUUUUUUUAACCUCACUAAGUAAGUAAGUGAUAAGGAUCAAUCAAUUAGCUGUUAACUAUUAAAUGAAUUGCCAACUACUUUAAUAAUUUGAGUAAGAUGGCCGAAUGUCCACAUUUUCUGAUUUCAGCUUCUCAAAUGUGAAUAUUCCCUGGUUUCUUUAGUCCUCUGUGACAGUACACUGAAUAGCUUUAGGUUGUGGACAAAACUAGACAUUUGAGGACGUCCCCUUUGGGCUUCCACCUCAAUGAUAGACAUUUUUCACAAUUUUCUGACAUUUUAUAGUCCAAACAACUAAUCGAUUAAUUGAAAAAUGAUUGACAGAUGAAUUAAUAAUGAAAAUAAUACUGCGGUUUAAAUGUAGAUUAUCACUCUGCAGCUUAAUGAACACCAUUUCUGUUCAGUGGGGUGGUGUUAGCAAACCGUCAGUUGUUAUGAAUGGAGCAGUCCCAGGAAAAACAAAAGGAAUUCAUCAAAAUACCUUUUAAUCCAGUGAAUCUCUUUCGUGUUAUGUCAUGUUAUUUUCAGCAACAUUUUCUACGUUCCCACGAGUCCCAGUACAGGAAAGCUCUGCCUAGAGAACGUAGGAUAACUUUACAAGAUUAAGAAAGUUCCUAAUGUUGACACUCCUCUGCUGAAAAGAAGGACCAAAUAAGUGUCACUGUGAGGAUAGUAGGCGGUGGUUUCUCACUCUGAGCUGCUUGAAAAAUACAGACUCUUAAUAAACAUGUCAUUGCAGACAAAACAAAGGGAUGAUGAAUGUACUGUGUGGUAGCUACUGGCCGUCAGAUGUAAUAUCAUCGCUCCACUUAUUUGAGUUUAUGUUUUUGUAAAAAAAAUUUUGAGCACCUGUUAAUUAUAAAUUGAGCGUGUGAAAUUGUACCACAUUUUGCUGUGUUUGUAGGCACUAUGUUUUUCACACUGUACAUUUAGCAGAGAGACUAUCUGUGCAGCGGUUAGUCUCUGUUGUGCAUUAGGAGUUUUAUUCAAACUUAGAUUAUGUUGCGUUAUGCCAUGAAAAACAGCUUUUGGACUCUUUCAUCACCAGACUACAGACCUAUGACAUCAUCAGGUUUCCAAAAUGGACAAUUUUAAGUUAUUUUAAAAAAUAAUUUAAUGUAACUAUGUCAUGUAAGAAUCUUCAGGAAGUGGGGUAUGCACAUCAGUGAAUUGCCUCUGAACCUUUGGCAGCAUGAGCUGUUGCCCUGGAGGAGGCAGCGUUCAUAGGACCUGUAUACUGCAGGUAUAAACAGGUGGAUACUGAGGACUCACUGUAGAAAUAUUACCAACAUGUCAGUCUGUAUAAGUCAGUCAUUCAUUUGGGAAACCAAACCUCUUUAUAGAAAUUUUGACUUGAUCAGGACCAAAAACUAACUCCAAUGUGGUAACAUUUGUCUGGCUGUUUUUGUUUACCAGUACUUUGCAACAGAUGAAUGCAGUGUUGAAUAGCACAGAAUACGUGACAAAAUUAUUUGCUUUCCAAAGAAGCAUUUUGUUACGUAGCUGAGGAGGAAUUAGGUAUGCAGGCGUGUGUGGGCAUUGUUAUGGGGAAUUUGGCAUUGUUUUUACUAGUGAUUUAGCCGAUAAGGUGCCCCAGGGGGAAAGUAUUUCUUUAAUCUAAAGUUAAAUGACUCGUGUCCUGAAUUAUCUUUGACAAAAUACAACUUCCACUCAUUAUUUCUUGUACAGUGGUUAUAUCCUGUGUAAAUGGCACCGCUCUCUGUUGUCUAAAGUUUGUCGAGUUGGCCCUCAGUGACCUCCAGUUGGCAUUUUAAUAAGAUUUUCUCUGAUUGAGACUUGCAAUGACUUGAAAGGCAAAUGUUUUUGCACUAAUUUCAGUUGUGAAUGUGCAAUCAAGAUAUUGUCGUUGGACAAUAAAGUACUGUGGGUUGUUCUUGGAGAAAUCAAUGGAAUUCUAAUGAUUUAUUUUGUAUUACAUUGCAAGUCCAAUGUGAUGUAUAGGAUGUUUGUUAUUAAUAAAAGUGUUUCAAACACAAUAAAACAUAGUAU
Messenger RNA from Morone saxatilis (striped sea-bass), 3674 nucleotides. It is a transcript of the gene erlin2, whose product is annotated as ER lipid raft associated 2. The record is from RefSeq and is a predicted model, not a curated record. The transcript has 12 exons. Lineage: Eukaryota; Metazoa; Chordata; Actinopteri; Moronidae. Gene Ontology annotation, molecular function: ubiquitin protein ligase binding; cholesterol binding. Gene Ontology annotation, cellular component: endoplasmic reticulum membrane; endoplasmic reticulum. Gene Ontology annotation, biological process: SREBP signaling pathway. The coding region runs from base 107 to 1105 and encodes 332 amino acids.